GGAUAGCAUUGAAUAUAAUUUUUGAGUAAAUUUCAAGAUAAUUUAUGCAUAUUUAUAUUUUUGUUGUUUUUGUCACAAGAUCAUUAUCGUAAACUAAACCUGGUUGAUUUAUUUAUAUGUCUUAAAAUGUGGAGCAGCGCAGUGGUGAUAAACAGAUCAUCAAAUCAAAAAUCUUUAAAAGAGAGACGUGAUCAUGAUGAGUUGUUUGGGAUACCAAAAAAGAUUAAUUCUUUUUUUGAUGAUGUAAGUGUUGAUGAAAUUAGUUUGUUUUCUGCAAGUUCAAAUGAACCAUCAAAGAAAGAUAUUGCUGAUAAUAAAUCAGUUGAUGAAUUUUUAACUGAAAAUUCAAAAGUUUUUGUUAACAAUGAGGAAUGCAGUAAAACUUAUGAAGCUCAGGAGUUUAUUGCAAAUGAACAUUUGGGAAGAAGAUCAUCUCAGAAGGGACAUAAUUUUGAUAUUGAUGAUAAUAUUGUUGCUUAUGACAAUGAAAUUAACAGACAGUUCACUGAUGUUAAAAAACAUAGUAUUACUGGUUCUUUACAAGAGGAGAUCGAACAAACAGACUUAUUAAACUCACAGAAAGAGUUUAAACAAACUGACUUAUUAAACUCACAGAAAGAGAUUGAACAAACAGAUUUAUUAAACUCACAGAAAGAGAUUGAACAAACUGACUUAAUAAACUCACAGGAGAAUCCAAAGUAUGGUAGUUUGUUUAUUUCUGAUUCAGAAAUUCAAAAUACAAAUAUUGAACAUGAAUCUCUUCCGUGUGAUAACAUUGACGAUAUUAUGCAGUAUAUAGCAAAACACAAUCUAGAUGAGGAGGAAGUAUCUUUAGGUUUUUAAAAUUUUAAAAAAAGUUUAUCUUGAUAGACUUUUUAUGUUUUAUAUUUUUUUGAUAAAA
This is a messenger RNA of Hydra vulgaris (swiftwater hydra), 901 nucleotides long. RefSeq lists its product as uncharacterized. NCBI's taxonomy places the organism in Eukaryota, Metazoa, Cnidaria, Hydrozoa, Anthoathecata, Hydridae. The record is from RefSeq and is a predicted model, not a curated record.